Paramecium pentaurelia is the source of this 917-nucleotide messenger RNA. Lineage: Eukaryota; Ciliophora; Oligohymenophorea; Peniculida; Parameciidae. The record is from the annotation of a GenBank genome assembly.
AUGAAAUCUAAUAAGUAAUAAUGUAAAAAAUCACUACUCCCAUUAAGUUAAGAGUUUAAUACAUAAAGUAGAAUUGCUGAUGAAUUAACUGAAGAAUUAACUGAAGAAUCUACAAUUUUCCAAUAAACAACUUAAUCUUUUUCAGAUUGUUCUGAAUUGGAUUCUAAGCAAGAAAUUGUUAUAAAAUAUAGGUAUAUAUAGUUUAUUAUUAAAUAAACAGAGAAUACAAUACAAAUGAAUAAUUAUUCAAGUAGAAAUAGCAAGAUAAUAAUAUAUAAAACUCUUAUGAAAGUUUAAAAGAAUAUAUGUAAUAAAUAUGAUAUGAACCAAAAAAAGUUAAAAAUAUAAACCAAAAAAUAUCAUUCUUGAUUCAAAACUAAAACCAUUCAUACCAGAGUACAUACCUGCUUUUAAUCCAAUAGAAAAUGGCAUAUCUGUACCUAGACCAGAUGGAAAAUUUGAUAAUUAUGGCAUUUAUGAUGUGGUAGGAUAUUAAUUAAUUGAAAGAGAGAAGUACUCUCAAGCAUAAAAAUGGAAAAAGAUUAAAUUAUGAAAAAAAAUGAUAUCUAUAAAGAAUCAAAUUAGGACAUAUCAUAUGCAUAAAAAAAUAAAGUAAUAAAAAAACUAUUUAAAAUAGAAUACUCAUUAACAAUACUCAUAGGGUUAUGAAGAUAAAAAUAAAAACUUUACAGAUUUAUUUAAAAUCAUUUCAUUGUAUUCUAAAUUUAUUUUUCAGAUAUAAACCAAAGAUAAUUGAUAUUGAAGCACCUUUGAAACCUUUCAUACCUGAUUACAUACCUAAGGUUUCAUUUCCAGAUCCCAUGUUAAAGAUACCAAGACCUGAUGGAAAAGAAGACUAUAUAGGUCUUAAAGUUUUAGUAUUUAAAUUCUUAAAUCUUAGAAUGAAGCAAAAUGAA